GCACGUUGACAGACCACUGUUUUCCGCCAUUUUUCACCAUUGAUUGAUGAAGCGGCGUGAAGUUAAAGAUGCCGCCUUUGAGCAUUAAAACCACACAUGUAUUUAGAACAAAACAACAUCCGGAGCCUGCACAUUUGCUCAGUUCCGGAAAAAAAAUUAAUAAAUGAAAGCACAUGUUUUAUCAUUCAAACAUUCAAACUAGAUACGCAUCAGAAAACAUGGACAGCAGCACACAUUCAGACAUCACCAUUGAGCAGGAGGACCAGCGUCGCAGGAAUGAGACAGAGGACGUAGACCCUGCUGAGGACUUCAGCCGGCAGCUGGAGGACAUCAUCAACACGUACGGGCCAGUGGCCAGCCUGCUCGAGCAGCAGAGCCCCGCCCCGGAGCCCGAGGCCGACGAAGACACCAACGGAGAGCAGGCCGAGGAAGCCGCGCCUGCCAAAGAUGGAGGCGCCUGUAAGGACCCAAAACUGGAGAAGAAGAUGCUGAAAGGCCUGGGAAAGGAGGCCACGAUGCUAAUGCAAAAUUUGAACAAGCUCGGUACUGCAGAAGAGAAACUGGAAGCGCUGUUGAAGAAGUAUGCAGAACUAAUGGAGGAGCACCGGGCGGGGCAGAAGCAGCACAAGCUCCUGCAGAAGAAGCAGACCCAGACGCAGAAGGACCGGGAGCAUCUCCAGAGUGAGCACAGCCGGGCAGUGCUGGCUCGGAGCAAGCUGGAGGAGCUGUGCAGAGAGCUGCAACGGCACAACAAGAACCUCAAGGAGGAGUGCUUGCAGAGGUGCCGUGAGGACGAGCAGAAGCGCAAGGAGAUCACCACUCACUUCCAGAGCACGCUGACAGACAUCCAGAGCCAGAUCGAGCAGCACAGCAACCGCAACACCAAGCUGUGUCAGGAGAACGGGGCCCUGGCCGAGAAACUGCAGGCCAUCAUCAACCAGUACGAGCAGAGGGAGGAGAGCCUGGAGAAAAUCCUCAAGCACCGCGACCUGCAGCAGAAACUGUCAGACGCUAAGCUGGAGCAGUCCAACAUGCUGCUGAAGGAGGCCGAGGAGAAACACAAGAGGGAGAAGGAAUACUUGCUUAAAGAGGCAAUUGACAAAACAAAGAAAUGCUACACAAUGAAGCAGCAGGAGUUGCAGAUGAAGAAGCAGAUCGUCCUGUACUCACAAAAGUUUGACGAGUUCCAGACCACUUUGGCUAAAAGUAAUGAUGUGUAUGCUGCUUUCAAGCAAGAGAUGGAUAAGAUGUCGCAGAAGAUGAAGAAUAUGGAUAAGGAGUCGAAUACCUGGAGGACACGCUUUGAAAGCUGCAACAAGGCACUGAUGGAUAUGGUGGAAGAUAGAGCGACGAAAGAUAAGGAGUUUGAGCUCUUCACCCUGAAGAUUGAUAAGCUGGAGAAGCUUUGCCGGGCACUGCAGGAGGAGAGGAAGGGACUCUACGAGAAGAUCCAGCAGGUCAAGAGGUCGGGUGACCAGGUUGGGGUCCCUGCGAUGGAGGAGAAGGGCACGCUGGAGAACUCCGACGUCGCUCCCGUUCCCGCCCCUGAGUCCACCCCUGAAUCCGCACCCGCCCCUGAAUCCGCCCCUGAGCCCGAAAACCUUUUCCUGACGGAGGAGAUGGCUCGUCUGAGCGCGGAGCAAGCCCGUCUGCAGGAAUUCGCUAACUCCUUCCUGGCCUCUCACAUGUUUGAGGCCCAGGGUGAGGAGAAGCAUGAGGAGCCCACAGGAGUAGCGCAGGCCUCCUCCCAACAACUCGCUCCCACUGAGGAAAAGGCCCAGGAGAGCAGCAGUGGUGACACAAGUAAAUUAUCACCAGAAAUGUUUUAGUUUCUUUAUCUGACAAGUGCCUUCCAUAGUUUGAAUUUCAAAUUCAGUUUGUUAGUCUGUACUGGUGAAUUUUUAGGUGUGGUGUACAGUAUAAGUAUGUUUUUAAUUGCGUACCAGCUGGCUGCAAACACACAUUUUAAUUGUUUUGUAUGGUAUGCUGGAAUAAAUCCAAACCGUGAAUGGAUGGAAAGUUGAUGAAACAGCCAAGACCUUCUGCAAUACCUAAGAAUUAAAACAAGUUUCCUUUUUCGACAAGAACCUUAUGCAAAUGACUCUGCUUCCCCCUAAUCCUUCUCUCCCGUCAGUGCACUCGUUAUGAUCGCCGAUGCCUACAGUUCGCUAGACUUAGGACAGCAACAUUUUCAUGAUACCUCAAUAUGACAAAGCUUUAUGCAAGUGCAUCUGCUCCCUUUAUUACGAAAUUUAAAUAAAUGCGGGCCUUACUGUUAUAUCAGAGUUAGCCAUUAGCAUCAGGUCACCCAGUCCCUUUUCCUUGCCCUUAUUUAAAGAUUUUCUUUUGCCAUAAAAGUGUUUCCAUAGCAACACACCUCCAAAAAAGAGCAGAGAGGAGAGGAGAAUCAAGCUCGUUCUGUCUGGGAAAGCAAUCUGUAUGUGACAGCCUUCGCCCAGAGAGUGGGGGGGGGGGGGGGGGAGGCGCUCAGCCCCUCUCCUGCAGAACGACUCCUGCGGAAAAAUAACCGCCUUACACAAACCCGACGAGCGCGCACCAAGGGCACCGCACAGGACGUCAGGGACUCCUGGUCGCCAUGGCAACUCCCAGAGCAGGCCCAGCUGGGGCAUCUUUGUAUUUGCAUGUAAGGGUUUUUUUUUUUCUUCUUCUUCUUUUUUUUAUGUUAUUGUGUUGUUGGCAUCAUAACGCAAAAUAAUAGAGGAGGGGAGGGGGGCCACUGGUCCGACUGGAAAGAAGAGCGUCAGAGGUGCGUUAUCUCUGGGGCUUUCAAACACUUAUAGUGUAAUUAUGAUGUUGUUUGUCGUUUUAACAUUGCCCAGUCCAUUGCCCUAAUAAACUAUAUUGACUUUGA
Molecule: messenger RNA, 2872 nt
Organism: Conger conger (European conger)
Lineage: Eukaryota; Metazoa; Chordata; Actinopteri; Anguilliformes; Congridae
Gene: txlnba
Product: taxilin beta a
Exons: 10
Coding region: 174-1829 (551 amino acids)
Molecular function (GO): syntaxin binding
Source: RefSeq, a predicted model, not a curated record